CUCUCAUGUCUCUCCGGCGAACACCCCCAGAAUGCAAUGGGCAUUUUAAACAGCCAUCUCCUUGCCAGAGUGGUGCCGGAAAUCUCGGGCUACAUGGCCUCGUUGCACCAUCAAAGUUGCUGUUCUUCCACGAAAUACCAUCAUGGCAGCAAGAUAACGAAUUUAUACUCUCAGGCUACAGGCCGACAUCAGGAUCUGUCUGGAUCUCUGUCGCGAGUCUGCUCUAUGUUAACAACCAGACUAUUAACACGUACUCGCACCUCAUUGGAGCUGUGAUCUUCGCUCUGCUCCCAUUCUAUUUCUAUUAUUACGUCUUCAAUCUUCCCCCCAAUGCGGAGAAUGUAGACUUGCUGGUUAUAUGCAUAUACUCGUAUGGUGUUGCAGUCUGUUUUGCAUUCUCCUCGACAUUCCAUCUCCUCUGGAAUCACAGUCAAAAUUUUGCAAAGUUCUGCAAUAAACUGGAUUACGUGGGAAUCCUCGUCUUGAUGUGGGGAGCGGGUAUUCCCACGAUCUAUUACGGAUUCUUCUGCAACCCACGUUUGCAAGUGCUCUACUGGUCAACUACUAGCGGUGCAGCUUUAUGCUGCGCGGUCUUUACUCUUAGUCCUCGUUUCGGCUCGCCACAGUUCAGGCACUGGCGUGCAAGCUUCUAUGCUGCUUUUGGACUUAGCUCUGUGGUAUUUGUCGCGCAUGGCCUUACCUUGCAUGGCUGGGAGCUUCAGAAGACACGCAUGUCAUUAAUUUGGAUGGUCUGGAUGGCGACUGCCAACCUUACCGGCGCAGCAAUAUAUGCUGCCAGGGUAUUGUACCUGGCCUGAGCAAGUCAGACGGUCACUAACUUGAAAUAGGUCCCAGAGAGGUGGCUGCCUUAUCAGUUUGAUAUUUACGGCGCUAGCCAUCAAAUCUUCCACGUGGCUGUUAUCAUCGCAGCUUGUGUACAUUUCUUGGGGCUUAUGGAAUCUUUUCUCGUUAUCCGGUCAGCUACCCAUGCGUGUAGCGGUGCGUGGGUAGCCUGACUGCUGCAGUGUUACCGGCUGUCACGGAGAACAGGGAGUACGAGAUCUUGGCGACUACUAUAAAGUAUCCCGACGGACCAGUCCGGUUGAACAGAAUCAAGCUACGAAUUCUGAGCUCAUGGCUUGAUCUGCUUCCACGAACCGCGCAGCUCGUACUGGAAAGGGACUGAGCAAGCUAUUACCGGCUCCGGGAAAUCUUACUCUACUGACAGGGCACCUUGGAGUUUCGCGAUGGGAAGGAAUCGCACAAGUAAUCGCAGCGAAAGAAGCAAAGAAAUACAGGCCCCCAUUAGCAGUACUAAAGAAUCGGGAGCGGGUCUCUUGUCGAGAUGCGUUGACUUGGCGUCAAGUGGAUGAAUGAUGUCUGAGCCGCGAGCGGAAAGUCUCAGUGAGGUUGACACCAUGGAUCCAUCCAUCUGCCGCGAAAGAGGACCUUGGCAGGAGGUUUUCAGGUGGGGUUACGCGAUGAUAUGGCGCCUGCCCGUGUUGUAUCAGUUCUACAGAGAAAGUUUGUAAACACCAUAGCC
Molecule: messenger RNA, 1543 nt
Organism: Purpureocillium takamizusanense
Lineage: Eukaryota; Fungi; Ascomycota; Sordariomycetes; Hypocreales; Ophiocordycipitaceae
Exons: 4
Coding region: 6-818 (270 amino acids)
Cellular component (GO): membrane
Molecular function (GO): signaling receptor activity
Source: RefSeq, a predicted model, not a curated record